Molecule: messenger RNA, 3309 nt
Organism: Fusarium fujikuroi IMI 58289
Lineage: Eukaryota; Fungi; Ascomycota; Sordariomycetes; Hypocreales; Nectriaceae
Product: related to ROT2-glucosidase II, catalytic subunit
Exons: 18
Coding region: 1-3309 (1102 amino acids)
Biological process (GO): carbohydrate metabolic process; N-glycan processing
Cellular component (GO): glucosidase II complex
Molecular function (GO): carbohydrate binding; alpha-glucosidase activity
Source: RefSeq, a predicted model, not a curated record
AUGGCUACUCCCACGGACCCCCUCAACUUCAUUCCCGCAGACAUAUUCUUUCCCACCGUCCCAAACUUCACCAAACCCUCUGAGGUUCUCACCGUUGAAUCAUCUACCUCAACAUCCCCCAGCGAUCCUCUCCGCUAUGCUGCACACAUCACUCUAAAGGGUGAGCCCAACACUCACUGUCUAGUCCAGUUUGCAUCGCCGCAGAUCUGGAGAGUCAGAUACAAUCCAAAGUACACUGCUGUAUCGGAUUAUGAUGAUUUCAACUCGCGUACUAUCGUUGAAGAUAAAUUUUCGAGCUUAGUAGAUGAUCUACAGCAAGAGUAUAGAGACUCUGAGGCCUGGAACUCGUAUCCUGCUAAGGAGGGAUGGUUUUGGAAGACGUCUUUUGAGCAGAAGGCCCCAGAUCACUGGGUCCUCACAACCGUCGAGUACGAGACCAGUGAAUCCACUGGUGUUCCAAACACAGCUCUUCACUUCUUCGCAUCCCCAUUCCGCAUCGUCGCGACGAGAAAACUCAAGCCUCUCGAUGCAGACCCAGCGUUCUUGAAGACCGUUGGUAUCGACACUGUGUCUGAGUACGAGGAGAUCAUCUGGCAGACUACAGAGGAGACUUUCUCUUAUCAAGGUAAUCCUAGCAUCGAUGCUGUGAACAAUGUCGUUCUCAACAUCAAGAAGCCUGGUCCAGCAGCGUAUCUUGGCUUUGGAGAGCAGGGUGGACGGACUGUUAUCAAGAAGCCUACUUAUCUCAACUUCUUCUGUUAUGACAACUUCAACUACUCUAAAGUCUAUGGCCUUGGAGCCCUGGAUACUCGAGAGCCGCUGUACCACUCUACACCUUUCUUUCUGGAGAUGAAUGGCACUCCGGAUCGAAAGAAUGUCACUGGUGUCAUGGUGGAUAACUAUUCCCAAGUUGCUAUCGACCUUGGAAAGAAUGAUUCGCAUACUAUCAGUAUUGCUACACGGUUCAACACCUUCGAUGCAUGGAUUCUAACGGCCGACGAUGUGCCAAGGAUGAUUUGGCAAUACACCUCCAUUGUCGGACGACCUAAGCUCAAGCCUCGUUUCAUCCUUGGACAUCAUCAAGCAUGCUACGGUUACUCCAACGAAGGCACAGUGAACAACGUAGUACAGCGAUACAGAGACUCCGAUAUCCCAUUGGACGGGAUGCAUCUCGACGAUAAAUACCGUACCUUCACCAGCAGCAACUAUGGCUUCCCCAACCUGGGAUCUUUCCUGAAUGGUCUGAAGGCAAAGGGCGUAAAGAGCUGCACCAACAUCACCCCCAUUCUCACCAUUCGUCCCUCGGAUCAAGGUCCCUACACAGCACUCGAUAGCUUCUGGGAUGUGAAUGAUAAGAAGAACCCAGAGACCAAUCUUCUGGUCGCUGAUAAGCGAUACCUGGAUGGUCUGCCCAACAACCAACCUCUUUGCUGGCGCUACGACGGCGGUCUGCAGAACCUGGACCCAAACAACGUUAACCAACGUGAAAGGUUUGCAGACUAUAUCGGCGCUCCUGAAUAUAGGGAUGACUACAACUUUUCCGAGAAUUAUAACAGUGGAUAUCCAUUUCACGGCGGUGUCAGCUAUGGCACCAACCUCGGCACUCCCGGAUUCUAUCCUGAUCUGAACAGGAAAGCUGCGAGGAAGAAGUGGGGUGAGCAGUAUCAGUAUCUCUUCGACAACGGUCUCGAAUUCGUCUGGCAAGACAUGACAACUCCGGCCGCCGCAAAAUGCUACGGCGAUUCUCUCGGUUUCCCUUCCCGUCUGCUCAUGACAGACGACAGCUACACCAAUCCCCCCAAGACCAAAACCGCCAUCGAGCUCUGGAGCUUAUACUCGUACAAUCUCCACAAAGCAACAUACCACGGCCUCAACAAUCUCAAAGGCCGCGAGAACAAGCGCAACUUCAUCAUCGGCCGCGGAAGCCAGACCGGCAUGCACCGCUACGCUGGGCUGUGGACCGGCGACAACGGUAGCUCGUGGGACUUUUUCAGAAUCUCUGUUGCGCAGGUUCUUGCGCUGGGGUACAGCGGUUUGAGUAUUGCGGGUGUUGAUAUGGGUGGUUUUACGGCGGAUCCGGCUAACACGCUGCCGAAUCCGAGGUGGUGCGAUCCUGAGUUGUUGAUUAGGUGGUAUGUGGGGGCGUUCUUGCUGCCGUGGUAUAGGAAUCACUACUUACAGCAUCCUGAGGCGAGUUCCGGGGGCUGUAAAGCUUUUCAGGAACCCUGGGCUUACGAUGACAUCCUGCAUAACUUCCCUGGUCCUCUUCCACCUGACCAGGCUGCGUUGUAUCGUUCCGUUGUGCCUGUUUGUAGGUACUAUGUGCAGCUUAGAUACUCCCUCCUUCAGGUUCUGUACGACUACAUGUUUGCCAACCUGAUCAACGGUCUGCCAGUUGCACGUGCAAUGCUCGUUACCGACCCCUUUGACACCAGCCUCUUCAACUCAAACCAAGGAUUUAUCGACAAUCAGUACCUUCUGGGCCAUAAUAUCCUGGUCUGUCCUCAGGUUGAGGAAAAGGCAGGACGUCGCGAUGUCUAUCUUCCAAACUCCGACAAGUGGUAUCCAUCCAAUCUCCGUGUUAACAACCAAGGAUUUGGACCGGAUCCAAUUCUCAAACAUGCUGCUGUGUUGCAGAAACCAGCCCCAGGUGGCAAGAUCGUGGACUAUGAUUGCCAUAUUCCUGAUGCCGUUGCGCAUCCGGAGCAGGUCGCUUACGUGACUCCUGUGUACAUACGAGGGGGUGCUAUCAUUCCUCAGCUUGAUGUUCGUCAGUGGGUCAAGGAGGGCGAUCUGAACCCGCCUACCAUUCAUGUAUACCCAGGUGGAAAGCCUAAAGAGACUACUUCAUACUCGAUGUAUCUUGACGAUGGUGUCAGCCGCGACAGUGCACCCAUCGACCUGCCCCAGCACAAGUAUAAAGAUGCAUCACUGUACGCCAAAGCAAAGGGCUUUUACCGCGAAGCCAAAAUCACCCAGGAAAACACUGGGACAAACCGCAAAAUCACCAUUCGGCACCAAUGGGAUGGCUACGACCCCAAAGCAACCGUCGGCGAUGCUUACAACUUUGCCAUCUGGACAGUUCAAGCUACUGCGCCACCUGAGUCACAGAUCAGUGUCGACUUUGAGGAUGAAAACGGGAUGACUGUCAUUGACUCUGGACUGACAUCAACUUAUAUCGCAGGUCGUGGUGUUUUAACCGUUAGUGUACCGGUACAUCUUGUGCCGUCGCUCAAGACACCUCAGAAUUAUACCCAGGGAUCUUUUGCGGAUCGGUAUCUGUCAGUUAAUGUCACUGGGCUGCCUUGA